AGGGAGACAAAGGGUAGCUGAGCCUAUGAUUUUAUUUUACCCCUAUCCUAUUCAAUAUUCAUAGCUAGCGUGUGUCCCUUCUCUUCUCUUCUCCCAUUAUCAUUUAUAAGCUGGUUAGGAUUAGGGCUUAGGAUUCAGAUCUCAAAUGCAAGCUGGAAUAUUAAAGAGUUUAAUGAGAGAGACAAAAGACCAUCUUGUGCUAAACUCCAAACAAAACCAAUAUACAAUUCCAGAGUGGUCCUGUCCCCUUUGAUGCGUGUACCACUCUAAUCUUCCAUGAGGCUCCUUCUUUGCAAUGAUCCCUUUUAUUCUACUUUGUCUUCUUCUUCUUCUUCAAUUCUUUGUGUAGUAUUUGUUUACUCGAGUAAAAGGGUCACUAAAAUACAUAUUUGACAAGCUCAAACUCUCAGACCCAAAGACCUGGCCAAAGCCUUGUGCUUUGACACUUUCUUACUCUCACUUUCAUCUUCACUCCCUAGGAAACCAAAACCAUCCUCAACUCUCUUUUUAUUUCUACAUAUAUCUUAGGUGUUGGUCCUCUAAGAAGCAAGAUGGUGAAUGAAAACCAACACCAUCAGUUAUACUAUCAAAAGAGCACAUUCCUUCCAAUGCUUUGUUCACGGCCUUCGAUCAAAGAAGUGACUCUUCCACGGCUGAGAGACCAAUCUAGUUCCUCUGGCAACGACCCUUUGUCCCCAAGAAUCAGUUGCAUGGGUCAGGUGAAGAGAAACAACAAGAUAGCCACCUCACACAGACUCACUUUCACAACCAAAACUAACACAAACACUACUUCUUCCCCACUUGUCAAAUACAAAUACUCCAAGCUCAAGAAACUCUUCUCUGGCAAAAACUUCAUCAUUACCACCCCCAAUACAACCACUUCCACCACCACAAUCUCAACCUGUGGAUCAAGAAAACCAGUGGCCAAACACCAAAGAAAUGAGAAUAGUAACAAUGUUGUUUGCAUAAGCAUUGAGGAAAUGGAUCCUCCUUUGCCAGUGGUCAAAAAAUUGGAAGAUGCAAAGGAGGUGGAUAGUCUCUGGAAAAGAAGAUCAGGUACAGCAAGGCCUGCACUAAAAAAUUUGCAGCUUCAUCAGAUUCAUCACCCAAGGAUUUCUCUUCAGCCUCCAACUGUUUGAAGCAACAGAUCCACAUUUUUUUUAAUUAUUUUUUAACCAGAUUGUUACGUUGCGUACAUCAGAUAGAUACAAUGUAAAGGGUUCCCUUUUUUUCUUUA
Messenger RNA from Cajanus cajan (pigeon pea), 1237 nucleotides. RefSeq names its product myotubularin-like protein. The record is from RefSeq and is a predicted model, not a curated record. Lineage: Eukaryota; Viridiplantae; Streptophyta; Magnoliopsida; Fabales; Fabaceae.